Messenger RNA from Stereum hirsutum FP-91666 SS1, 2310 nucleotides. RefSeq lists its product as uncharacterized. The transcript has 18 exons. Bases 1 to 2310 code for a protein of 769 amino acids. Lineage: Eukaryota; Fungi; Basidiomycota; Agaricomycetes; Russulales; Stereaceae. The record is from RefSeq and is a predicted model, not a curated record.
AUGUCCGGUAAAGCUCGCCCUACUCGAUCUGCGACAAGACAGGCGGCGGCAGGGACCGCCAAUACAAAAUCAUCCAAUGCUGUAGCGGAAGGCAAGGAUAGUAUCAGUUUGGUAGGUAUGAGCGGAGACCAAAAGAAAGCUCUUACCUCGAGACUUCGCAAUGUUGCUAGUAAGCAGAGAAAGGAAGCAGCUGCAAAGCAGAGGGCAGACGAGGCUGAAGCGCCUGAUGGACCUCGAUCAUCAAAAACACAGGCCCUGUUGAAAAAAAACUGGUUGGACCCCAACGCAGCGCACAAGGGUCCAUUGAAACGUAAUGCACCUGAUGGUGCUGGCGAGGGAGAUGUUCAAAGUCCCAAAGAGGCUCGCAGUAGAAAGAGAGUGAAAGGAAUUGCUCCAACCGCUGCGUCUGCUACCUUCACCGCCGACAAUGUAGAUGACGGUGCUGUUGCCAACAACGACAGUGACACAGACCUGUACAAUGAUGGUAUAGUCGCGGCCAACGAGUCUCUUGUUCAAGAAGACGUCGUUGCUGCUGCCUUUGCUGAGGAUGAUGCAGGGUCUGAUUUCUCGGAGGAUGAUCCUGAUGAGCCCGUGGACGACGAGGACGAGGCCAUGGAAGCCGAUGAAGAUUUUGGUUUGGAAAGCGAGGCGGAUGAGCAGCUCUCCACUCGUCAACAGACCAAUAUUGUGGCCAAGAUGGCCCAGGGGAUUCCUCGCUUCGUUUCUCAAGGCGGUCACGCCGCCAAUUCCCCCUCGACGCUGCCCCGUGGCCGUCACGGUCGUCUUGUCCUGGACUUGAGCAAGGACUGUGAUGACAACGAAGGUCAUAACAGAGUUGCACAAGGUGGUACCGGUGUUGGCCAGGUUGCGGCGGCAAAGGAGACUGUAAGGUCUGAUGCAUCGGGCGAACCAAUUGGUGGUGGGAAGGUGCGCAAGCAGAAGAGUGACGGUUGCAAGCGUGUAACGACUACCAAUACGGCCUCCCAGGCCGCUGUCGUGAACUCUGUUGUGACUGCCUCCACCGCUCGUUCUUCAGCGGAGAAUGGUCACGACGAUGCCAAUGGUUCUGUGACGGUAGCAUCAAGUGUGACACCGGCAGCCACGACCCUCACCAAUACCGCCAGUACGAGAACGGCAACUGUAGCGGUCGAUACGAGUGUGAACGCGUCUACGAAUCAGUCGGUAACUCCUGUCGCUGCACCCACCUCUGCCCUGAACAACUCUUCCAAUGUUGGUCCUAUCAUGGCGGCUGUGAGCACCACUGUGAACGUUACUGCUCCUCAGGCAGCAACGAGCACCCCGGUGGCGGCACCUGCCGCCACGACCGUGGGUCUGACUCCCACCAACCUAACCCAACCCGCCGUUGCCGUUGCCUUGACCCCGACUCCCAGUGACCCCAACUACUGGGUCCUCGUCACGCGUACCCACACUCCUAACAAGUUGGCGCAGCUCACGCAGCAGACGACUGAGGUAAGGAAGGCAGCGCACGUCGCUUCUAACGAUAUCUUGCCAGCCCUCAUGUUCCGCGAAGGGCCGUUCCCCAAUGGCGCCACGGAAACAGAGGCAAUCUGUGUAAAGGCUAUCGUCAAGGCUGCUCACAAGCAUGGCUACACCGAGAUUGUGUCUCACAUGGAGACCGAUGAUGCAUACGCUAAGUUGUUCAUUCCUAUCCCACGCCAGCGCCUCAGUAACAUCCGUAGUGAUGCAAUCCAGGCCACUCGCCCAGUCACAAAGACCGCGAUCGACUUCUCCAAGUUCAUUGGUCCCGAAAAAGUCUGCCUUGCGAUGAAGGCUUUUCUCCUCAACGAUGGGUACAUAUUCCCGGGAGACCUCGAUAUCACGACGAUGAAAUACAAGUUUGAUAACACGCAGCCCUUCUGCUCGACCAUCGUCACUUCCAACACUAACGCUCUGUACUUCUCUGCGGACCCAAUCUUCAGGUAUGAAGAAGACGACUUCAAAUCGUCGGAUCCCGAGUAUCCCGACGAACGCGAGAUGCCCAUGGUCGCUGUUGCUUUUGCAGCAACCUGCGCUGCGGCAGGGCUCAUGGACUACCAGACCGGUUUCCACCAACCUUUACAGUUCCAAGCUUCGUUGUUCAAGCCUAUUUUCAACAACCAUAUGGCGACGUUAAAGCAAAUCAAGAAUGGCGGUGUAGCCAGCUAUCACAUUAUCAUGUCCACAAUCUACGAUGUGGCAAGUGGAACGUCGACCUUAUCGGCUGCCAUGCGUGCAGGGCAGGGCGAGGUGAACACGGCAGUCAAUUUUGCCGCUGUGGGUUCGACAUUACGCCGUGCUAGCCGCAGAUAA